Messenger RNA from Lipotes vexillifer (Yangtze River dolphin), 1636 nucleotides. RefSeq names its product solute carrier family 22 member 8 (gene SLC22A8). Gene Ontology annotation, molecular function: transmembrane transporter activity. The transcript has 10 exons. The coding region runs from base 5 to 1636 and encodes 543 amino acids. The record is from RefSeq and is a predicted model, not a curated record. NCBI's taxonomy places the organism in Eukaryota, Metazoa, Chordata, Mammalia, Artiodactyla, Lipotidae. Gene Ontology annotation, cellular component: membrane. Gene Ontology annotation, biological process: transmembrane transport.
UGCCAUGACCUUCGCCGAGCUCGUUGACCGCGUGGCCAGCAAAGGACCCUUCCAGUUCCUGCACACAGUCCUGCUCGGCCUCCCGAUCCUGAGCAUGGCCAACCACAACCUGCUGCAGAUCUUCACAGCGGCCACCCCCGCCCACCACUGCCGCCCGCCACCCAACGCCUCCGCGGGGCCCUGGGUGCUCCCCGUGGGCCUGAAUGAGAAGCCUGAGCCGUGCCUCCGUUUUGUAUAUCCACCCAACGCCAGCCUGCCCAAUGACACCCAGGGGGCCACCGAGCCCUGCCUGGAUGGCUGGACCUACGACGUCAGCACCAGGGACUCCAUUGUGACUGAGUGGGACCUGGUGUGCAACUCCAACAAACUGAAGGAGAUGGCCCAGUCUGUCUUCAUGGCGGGCAUACUGAUUGGGGGGCUCGUGCUGGGAGACCUGUCUGACAGGUUUGGCCGCAAGCCCAUCCUGACCUGCAGCUACCUGCUGCUGGCUGCCAGCGGCUCAGGUGCAGCUUUCAGCCCCACCCUCCCCAUCUACACAGUCUUCCGCUUCCUGUGUGGCUGCGGCAUCUCAGGCAUCACCCUGAGCACCACGAUCUUGAGUGUCGAGUGGGUGUCCACCCGGAUGCGGGCCAUCAAGUCGAUUUCACUUGGUUAUUUCUACACCAGUGGCCAGUUCAUUCUGCCUGGCCUGGCCUACGCCAUCCCCCAGUGGCGCUGGCUCCAGUUAACCGUGUCCAUUCCCUUCUUUGCCUUCUUCCUGUUGUCCUGGUGGCUGCCAGAGUCCAUACGCUGGAUGAUCCUGUCUGGAAGGUCCUCCAAGGCCCUGAAGACAUUCCGGCAGGUGGCAGCCUUCAAUGGCAAGAAGGAGGAAGGAGAAGCACUCAGCCUGGAGGAAAUCAAACUCAACCUGCAGAAGGAGAUCACCUUGGCCAAGGCCAAGCACAGCAUAGCUGACCUGUUCCGGACACCCAUCCUGCGCCGUGUGACCUUCUGUCUUUCCCUGGCCUGGUUUUCCACCGGAUUUGCCUACUACAGUUUGGCUAUGGGUGUGGAGGAAUUUGGCGUCAAUCUCUAUGUUCUCCAGCUCAUCUUUGGUGGGGUUGACGUCCCAGCCAAGUUCAUCACUAUGGUCUCCAUAAGCUAUCUGGGCCGGCACACCACGGAGGCCGUUGUUCUACUCCUGGCAGGGGGAUGCAUCCUGUCUCUCAUCUUUGUGCCUUCGGACUUGUUGACCCUGAGGACAGUACUGGCUGUGUUUGGGAAGGGAUGCUUGUCCAGCUCCUUCAGCUGCCUCUUCCUCUACUCGAGCGAGCUAUACCCCACAGUCAUCAGGCAAACAGGUAUGGGCAUAAAUAACCUGUGGACCCGCGUGGGAAGCAUGACGGCCCCACUGGUGAAAAUCACCGGGGAGCUGAAGCCCUUCAUCCCCAACGUCAUCUUUGGGACCAUCGCCCUCCUGGGAGGCAGUGCAGCCCUCUUCCUGCCUGAGACGCUCAAUCGGCCCUUGCCAGAGACUGUUGAAGACUUAGAAAACUGGUCCCUGCAGGCAAAGGAGCCAAAGCAGGAGCCAGAAGCGGAAAACGCAUCCCAGAGGAUCCCUCUGCAGCCUUGUGAACUGGGCCUGGGCCCCAACUGA